GCUCCCAAAACAGGACAAAUUUCAUGAACCCAUUGCUUUCAUUAAUAUUUUCACACAUAAACAAUUCCUAACUUGUUUUAAUUUGUAGCUAGCUCUCUUUAAAAGAGUUUAUUUAAUUUAAAGUUUGGUAAAUAGUCUGUAUAUCCCAAAAUCGCAAAAUGCCACCAACAAAAAAUGUUUUGUCUAUUAAAGAUAAAAUGGAAAUUAUCAAUGUGUUCGAGAAAGAAAAAAUAAGUGUUCGUGAGAUUGCGAAAAGGUUCUAUAUUAGCAAAUCGCAAGCUGCAGAUAUUAAAAAAAAUAGAGAAACCAUUCGUUCUAAAUGGGAGUCUGGAGCUAAUGUUCUUCAAAAGAGAAGUUUUAUAAAAGAAGGAGGAUCUGAUAUUGACAAAAUGUGUUUUGAUUGGUUCACUAAGGCUAGAAGACAAAACAUUCCUGUUUCUGGUCCGAUUGUACAAGCUAAGGCGAAAGAAGUAGCGCGGAAGUUGGGUGUAUUAAAUUUUGUUGCAUCAGAUGGAUGGUUAAAUCGAUGGCGCAUAAGAAAUAAUGUUGCUUUUAGGAGCAUAUCUGGUGAAACUUCAGAUGUAAGCUCAAUGGAUGUUGAGCAAUUCAAGGCAAAGCUACCAUCUCUGCUACGCGACUACAAGCCAGAAGACAUUUACAAUGCCGACGAAAGCGGACUAUUCUUUCGUGCAUUACCUGACAAAACUCUCGGUCUUAAGUCCGAAAAAUGUAUGAGUGGGCAAUUAUGUAAGGAGAGGCUAACAAUCCUAUUUUGUAUAAACAUGGCUGGACAAAAGGAACAGCUUUGGUCGUUGGAAAAGACACCCUUCCUCGACCAUUUAAACAUCUUUCUUUAAAUGAACUUCCAGUGGAUUGGCAAUCUAACCACAAAGCAUGGAUGACUCAUGAAAUCAUGACUACAUGGCUAACUCAACUAAAUAGGAAAAUGAAAUUUCAAAAUCGGAAAAUUAUUUUGUUCUUGGAUAAUGCAGCAACACAUCAAAGUCAUAUGAACUUUACAAACAUUAAAAUAAUUUUCUUGCCUCCAAUUACAACCGCAGUUUGCCAACCUCUUGAUCAAGGCAUAAUACAAAAUUUUAAAAUUGAAUAUAGAAGCUUAAUGUUACAACACUUGCUCCCAAAAAUCGAUUCAGCGAGUUCGGCAUCAGAGUUAGCAAAUUCCGUUAAUGUUCUUGAAGCUUUAUACUUCAUUCAAACCUCGUGGAAUAAAAUUAAAGCCACAACCAUCAAAAACUGCUUUCUUAAAGCUGGUUUCCCACACACCAAUCAAAGUUUGCCCGAUUUUAUUGACGAGGAUGAUAAGUUUCGGGUCACGUACAGAAAUUUAAAAAAUGUAAUACCUUUUAAUUUUGACGAUUUUGUUGAAAUUGAUAAAGUUGUCUUUACUGAAGAAAAUUCUAUUGAAAUACAAGUUGAACCAGACCUUGCAGAGAUUAGUUACUCCGAUGACGAAACAAUUGAAGAAAUUGCCGAGCCAAUAGUAUCGUACAAA
Messenger RNA from Bactrocera neohumeralis, 1513 nucleotides. Its product is annotated as tigger transposable element-derived protein 6-like. The record is from RefSeq and is a predicted model, not a curated record. Gene Ontology annotation, molecular function: DNA binding. The transcript has 2 exons. NCBI's taxonomy places the organism in Eukaryota, Metazoa, Arthropoda, Insecta, Diptera, Tephritidae. Bases 159 to 857 code for a protein of 232 amino acids. Gene Ontology annotation, cellular component: nucleus.